Pelobates fuscus (common spadefoot toad) is the source of this 2134-nucleotide messenger RNA. RefSeq names its product methyltransferase like 17 (gene METTL17). The coding region runs from base 84 to 1520 and encodes 478 amino acids. The record is from RefSeq and is a predicted model, not a curated record. Gene Ontology annotation, molecular function: methyltransferase activity; structural constituent of ribosome. The transcript has 14 exons. NCBI's taxonomy places the organism in Eukaryota, Metazoa, Chordata, Amphibia, Anura, Pelobatidae. Gene Ontology annotation, cellular component: mitochondrial small ribosomal subunit. Gene Ontology annotation, biological process: translation.
CCGUAUGAGCGCGGUGAUUGGCUAGCCGCUGCUGUUAGUGUAGAUUGGCUGAAGGUUAAAAUGCUGUAUAUGGGGUUCGGCUUAUGAGAGAAGACUGUUGCUUUUAUUGGCAUUCAGUUAAGGCUAACGGCUGGCACGGAGGGCGUUGCACCAUGUUGCUGUCACGGCUCCGAUUCCAGCAGCUUCGAACUCUGAGCACACAGGCUCCUGGACUGUCACAGCUUGACAACUCAACAGGCUUUCUGUCUCAAGUGCCUCACCGGAAACAUCCUGGAAUCCUGCACUUAAAAUUAAUUUGUUUACCACAAAAGGCCCACAAUGCUGUUCAGGUUCUUCUGAAAGAAUGCUCCAUCAGACAGCUGGAGGAUCGUGUCACAGCCCUGAAAAAUUACCUCUGGAGUCGGAAACGACCAGCUGAAGAAAGUGAUUUGAGAGCACAGGCUGCAGAGUUGGAGAGGAAGACCAAAACCUAUAUGGGAAGCAUUCCAGAGGAGGAUGUCUCUGUUCAGGAGGAGAAGGUACGGAAUAUUGUACUGAAAACUCUGCGGAAGAAUACUUACCACUGGCAGCCUCUGAGUUACACUGAUGAACUUUGUCUGGUGUACUUAGCUGCCCGCUUUGAUGGAGGAUUUGCUGCUGUAACAAGAGCUCUACAAGAGAUUCGUCAGCGUGUUCCUGAUUUCAAUCCACAGACGCUUCUGGAUUUUGGUUCUGGUGUGGGAUCAGUAACAUGGGCAGCCCAUGCCAUAUGGGGAGGCAGUAUUGGUGAAUACAUGUGUGUAGACAGCUCUGCAUCAAUGAACAAGCUCAGUGAGUUGGUAAUGAAAGGAGGAACAGAGACUGGAGAUAUGCAUGUCUCUGGAGUUUAUUUCCGCCAGUUUCUGCCUUUGUCUCCAAAGGUGCAGUAUGAUCUUGUAGUCUCUGCAUUUUCUUUGAAUGAACUUUCCAGUAUGGCUGAACGGCAGAAAACCAUUCAAACCUUAUGGAGGAAGACAGGGGCUUUCCUGGUGUUGGUGGAAAAUGGUACAAAGGAAGGACAUCAGCUUCUCAUGGAGGCUCGGGAAACAGUGUUACAUGUACAGGACAAACAGAUCUGGGACCAUCGUCCACCACAUAUGUUUGCUCCGUGCCCGCAUGAACUGGCAUGUCCCAAACUUGCUCAAAAACUUCAAGUGCCAUGUAACUUUACACAGCAUUACCAACCACUGCAUCUCAGCUUGAAUUCUCAACAACAAUGCGAAAAGUUUUCAUUCCUUAUAUUGGCCCGUAAUUUUGUUGGAGAAGCUGAUGCUCACUGGCCUCGUGUGAUUAGCCCUGUACUGCGCAGGCCACGCCACGUGCAUUGUCAUAUGUGCUGUGCUGAUGGUCAGAUUUACCAUGAUGUCAUCACUACUCGACGGCAUGGAAGGGACCUUUAUCGUUGUGCUAGAAAUAGUGAAUGGGGAGACCGCCUUCCAGCAGUGGUACCCUUUAGAGACUCUGAGGAAAUUGAAAGUGGUGGGAAAAGCACUGCCACAUAACCUCUUGAAAACAGGGAGACUGAUUCAAAUCUGACACUGUGUGUGUGUGUGUGUGUAUAGCAUUGAUGGAUAAAUCCUGUCUAUUUGCUCAACUAUUGUGAUGUUGCUCUUGACAUACAUAACAUUAGGCCCCUCUAAUGCCUGAUUGGAUGUAAAUAUUUACAUAUACCCAGCUCAACAUUGGACUAAAUAAGAUUUUCUCCAUGGCUACAUUUACAGGAUUACCAGGAAAUUUCUGUGGUUGUGAACUAACAUUAAUUUUGUUUUUCUGAGGUGUUACAUAAGCUCGUUUUAUGAAAUUGUUAUGAUUGCCUAAUAUAUCUCCCGAUGUCUGCACAAUCAUUGCUAGGCAGUUUCAGGUUUCCUUACAGCCCAUCCCAUACAAGUAUAAUUAAUUGACUCCUCUUUUCUGUUCUUAUCCUGUAACCAUAGUGUAUUGACUGUUCCCAUGUUAACAGCUGCUGGGUUCUCUACAUACUUUAGUUUUGCAUGUGGUAAUUAGGGGUUACCUAAGCCCCAGCCUUUAAUCUUACCACAUCAACGUCACACCUCUGUUUGCUUAAAAUAAUUUUAAUAUUGACUAGUGGUGACGUUCUAGAAUGAGUUUGCAAUUU